GAGUCUCGCGCUGUCGGUGGGAGCAGUCCGCGCGCGCACGGAGCCGCUGUGAUGGAUUUAACGGACGGCAGCGCUGAGACGUGAUCCUCUGCUGACCCACUUCCACGCACACCUGCCUGCCGCGGACUUUGUGGCCUUCGUGAGUUAAAGCAGGUGUGGUCAGUGCUGUGGAAUCAUGUCAGACAAGCUGUCCAGCUUCCUCCACAUUGGGGACAUUUGUUCCCUGUAUGCAGAGGGCUCCACCAGUGGAUUUAUCAGCACCUUGGGGCUUGUGGAUGACCGCUGUGUGGUGCAGCCGGAUACAGGUGACCUCAGCAACCCGCCGAAGAAAUUCAGAGACUGCCUUUUCAAGCUAUGUCCUAUGAACAGAUACUCAGCACAGAAACAGUUUUGGAAGGCAGCAAAACCUGGAGGGAACAGCACUACUGACUCUGUCCUCCUCAACAAACUCCAUCAUGCUGCAGACCUGGAGAAGAAACAGAAUGAGUCUGAAAACCGCAAGCUUUUGGGGACAGUCAUCCAGUAUGGAAAUGUCAUUCAGCUGCUGCACUUGAAAAGCAAUAAAUACCUGACAGUGAACAAGCGUCUCCCUGCACUGUUGGAGAAGAACGCCAUGAGAGUGACUCUGGAUUCAGCUGGAAACGAAGGGUCUUGGUUCUACAUUCAACCAUUCUACAAACUCCGAUCCCUUGGAGACAGUGUGGUAAUUGGAGACAAAGUAGUCCUUAACCCUGUGAAUGCAGGACAACCUCUGCAUGCCAGCAACCACCAGCUAGUUGACAACCCAGGAUGUAAUGAGGUUAAUUCUGUAAACUGCAACACAAGUUGGAAAGUUGUUCUAUUUAUGAAAUGGAGUGAUAACAAGGAGACAAUUCUCAAAGGGGGUGAUGUAGUCCGGCUGUUCCAUGCAGAGCAGGAGAAGUUCCUCACCUGUGAUGACCACAAGAAGAAGCAAUAUGUUUUUCUUAGAACAACAGGCCGGCAGUCCGCCACGUCUGCCACCAGCAGCAAAGCACUGUGGGAAGUUGAGGUAGUUCAUCAUGACCCUUGUCGGGGGGGUGCAGGCUACUGGAACAGCCUGUUCAGGUUUAAACACCUGGCUACUGGGUGCUACUUGGCUGCUGAGAUGGAGGAGGUCAGUGCAGACUUUGAGGAGGAGAGCGCUGACCAGCGGCCCUCCCUGGAUGCAGAUAAUGAAGCUUUGCGAGGUCGACUGCGGAUCCCGCAGGAGAAAAUCAUGUGCACGCUGGUUCCCGUUCCAGAUGGCAUGGAUAUCUCCUCCAUUUUUGAGCUGGACCCUACGACUCUGAGAGGCAGUGAUUCCAUUGUUCCCAGGAGUUCCUAUGUGCGCCUGAAACACUUGUGUACCAACACAUGGGUUCACAGUACCAACAACCCCAUUGACAAAGAGGAAGAGAAGCCUGUCAUGUUACAAAUUGGAACAUCAGCAGUGAAAGAAGACAAGGAAGCGUUUGCCAUUGUCCCAGUGCCACCAGCAGAGGUGCGAGAUUUAGACUUUGCCAAUGACGCCAGUAAAGUAUUGGCGUCAAUUGCUGGAAAACUGGAAAAGGGUACUAUAACACAAAAUGAAAGGAGGUUUGUGACCAAACUCCUGGAGGAUCUAGUGUUCUUUGUGGUGGACAUUCCUAAUAGUGGCCAGGAUGUUUUGGACGUAAUGGUGAAUAAGCCUAACAGAGAAAGACAGAAACUAAUGAGAGAGCAGAAUAUUCUUAAACAGAUUUUCAAACUUCUCCAAGCCCCCUUCACAGACAGCGGUGAUGGUCCCAUGCUGCGACUAGAAGAGCUUGGAGACCAGCGGCAUGCCCCUUUUCGACAUAUUUGCAGACUGUGCUACAGAGUUUUACGCCACUCUCAGCAGGAUUACAGGAAGAACCAGGAAUACAUAGCCAAGCAGUUUCGCUUCAUGCAGAAGCAGAUAGGAUAUGAUGUUUUGGCAGAAGACACAAUCACAGCUUUGCUUCAUAACAACCGGAAGCUGCUGGAGAAGCACAUCACUGCUGCUGAGAUAGACACAUUCGUCACUCUUGUGAGAAAGAACCGGGAGCCAAGGUUUCUGGACUACCUGUCUGAUCUUUGUGUGUCCAUGAGUAAGUCUAUACCAGUAACACAAGAGCUCAUCUGCAAUGCAGUACUCGAUCCAUCCAAUGCUGACAUCCUGAUUGAAACCAAACUCGUUCUGUCCAGAUUUGAGAUAGAGACUGUGCCAAAUGGUGAGAAUCCAGUGGAGGCAGAGGAUGAGGAGGAGGUCUGGUUAUUCUGGAAAGAAAACUGUAAGGAGAUCCAUAGUAAGAGCGUCAGAGAGUUGGCCCAGGAUGCAAAAGAGGGACAGAAAGAGGACCAAGAGGUGAUCAGCUACUACAGAUGCCAGCUGAACCUUUUUGCCCGGAUGUGUCUGGACCGCCAGUACCUUGCCAUUAAUAAGAUCUCUGGACAGCUGGACGUGGACUUGAUCCUGCACUGUAUGUCUGAUGAGGACCUGCUCUAUGACCUCCGGGCUUCUUUCUGUCGGCUAAUGCUGCACUUGCAUGUGGACCGUGAUCCCCAGGAGCAGGUCACACCUGUCAAAUACGCCCGUUUAUGGUCAGAGAUUCCGCUAAAGAUUUCUAUUGAUGACUAUGAUAAUGAUGGUACCAGCAGAGAUGAGGUCAAAGAGCGCUUCUCCCUCACUAUGGAUGUUGUGGAAACCUACCUGAGAGAGGUGGUGUCACAGAACAUGCCCUUCUCCGAUAAGGAGAAAAACAAGCUUACCUUUGAGGUCGUGAACCUUGCAAGGAACCUUAUCUAUUUUGGUUUCUACAGCUUCAGUGAUUUACUACGCCUGACAAAGAUAUUAUUGAACAUUUUAGACUGUAUCCAUGUCAGUAUCAUAUACCCCAUCAACAAGGCAGAGAAGGGAGACGAAAACAAAGCUAGCAGUAAUGUGAUGAAGUCCUUUCAUGGAGUGGGUGAGCUGAUGACCCAGGUAGUACUCCGAGGAGGUGGCUUACUGCCCACCACACCCACUCAACAGCCUGAAGGAGACAUAGUAAAAACCCAAACUGAACCAGAGAGAGAAGAUAUCAUGGUCAUGGACACCAAGCUCAAAAUCAUAGAGAUUUUGCAGUUCAUUUUGAAUGUGCGACUCGACUACAGGAUCUCCUGCCUGCUAUGUAUUUUUAAACGGGAGUUUGAUAAGAGCAACCAACAAGCAGAGCCUUUCAGCCAGAAUGGAAUGAAUAACAUCUCAGGUCAAAUUCCACAAAUGCCAGGAAACCUGGACUUUGAGAACAUUGAGGAGCAAGCAGAGGGGAUCUUUGGAGGAGGUGAAGAUAACACUCCGCUCGACCUUGAUGACCACGGUGGCCGCACCUUUCUCAGGGUCCUGCUGCACCUAACCAUGCACGACUAUCCCCCGCUUGUAUCUGGUGCUCUUCACCUUCUCUUCAGACACUUCAGCCAGAGACAGGAGGUCCUUGUGGCCUUCAAACAAGUCCAGCUGUUGGUGACCAGCCAGGAUGUGGAAAAUUACAAGCAGAUCAAGUGUGAUCUGGACCAGCUACGUUCUAUCGUGGAGAAGUCUGAGCUGUGGGUUUACAAACGGCAAGAAGAAGUGAUGGCGGAUGGUGAUGGACCUUCAGAGUCUGACAACAAAAUAAAGGUAGAGUCACUCGGUUCAGAUCGAUACAAGACAGAAAGCAUGAGCAGUUACAACUACAGAGUUGUCAAAGAGAUCUUACUACGUCUCAGUAAGUUGUGUAUCCAAGAAAGAAGCUCAGGGAAGAAAAACAAAAAACAGCAGCAGAGGUUACUGAGGAACAUGGGAGCUCAUAGUGUGGUGCUGGAACUCCUGCAAAUCCCUUAUGAGAAGGAAGAGGAUAUACGCAUGCAGGAGAUCAUGAAACUUGCUCAUGAGUUUCUACAGAAUUUUUGUGCGGGGAACCAGCAGAACCAGGCUCUACUCCACAAACAUAUCAACUUGUUUCUUAAUCCAGGGAUAUUAGAGGCAGUCACCAUGCAGCAUAUCUUUAUGAAUAAUUUCCAACUCUGCAGUGAGAUCAGUGAACGCGUGGUCCAGCACUUUGUCCACUGUAUUGAAACUCAUGGUCGGCACGUCGAGUGUCUCAAGUUCCUGCAGACCAUUGUCAAGGCUGAGAACAAGUUCAUCAAGAAGUGCCAGGACAUAGUCAUGGCUGAGUUGGUGAACUCAGGCGAAGAUGUCCUGGUCUUCUACAAUGACCGUGCAUCUUUCCAGACUCUCGUUCAGAUGAUGCGUUCAGAACGGGAUCGCAUGGAUGUAAACAGCCCUCUAAUGUACCACAUCCACCUCGUUGAAUUGCUAGCUGUCUGUACUGAAGGCAAGAAUGUCUACACAGAGAUCAAGUGCAACUCCCUACUGCCUCUGGAUGAUAUUGUGAGGGUUGUUACCCAUGAAGACUGCAUCCCAGAGGUGAAGAUUGCCUAUAUCAACUUCUUGAACCACUGCUAUGUGGACACAGAGGUGGAGAUGAAGGAGAUUUAUACAUCCAAUCAUAUGUGGAAGUUGUUUGAGAAUUUCCUGGUGGAUAUUUGCAGGGUGUGCAACAGUACCAGUGACAGGAAGCAUGCCGACACCAUGCUGGAGCGUUACGUAACUGACACCAUCAUGAGCAUUGUCACAUGUUUCUUCAGCUCACCUUUCUCUGACCAAAGCACAAGUCUGCAGACUCGUCAGCCAGUAUUUGUCCAGCUGCUACAGGGGGUGUUCAGGGUGUAUCACUGUAACUGGCUGAACCCUCUUCAGAAGGCCUCAGUUGAAGCUUGCAUUAAAGUACUCUCUGACGUGGCUAAGAGCAGAGCCAUUGCCAUCCCUGUGGACCUGGACAGUCAGGUGAACAACCUGUUUGUCAAGUCAAACAAUGUUGUGCAGAAGAGCAUCCUGAACUGGAGAUUGUCUGCCAAAAACACAUCGAGACGAGACUCUUUGCUGACGACCUCCAAAGACUAUCGAAACAUCAUAGAGAGGCUUCAGGACAUAGUGUCAGCUUUAGAGGAUCGUCUCAGGCCAUUGGUCCAGGCCGAGCUCUCAGUCCUGGUAGAUGUACUGCAUCGUCCAGAAUUGCUUUUCCCCGAGAACACAGAUGCUCGGAAGAAAUGUGAAAGCGGAGGAUUCAUAUCAAAACUGAUCAAACAUACAAAGCACUUGCUGGAGGAGAAUGAGGAGCGCCUGUGCAUCAAAGUGCUGCAGACGCUGAGGGAGAUGAUGUCCAAAGACCGUGGCUACGGGGAAAAGCUGCUUCCCUUUGAUGAUGAAAUGGAUGUGGCUGAGCUGACAUCCCCGCCUGAGCUUGACGUCCCUGCUGAGGAGCUUGAUCCCAACCAUCCACAGAAGCACCUGGAGGAUCAGCGAAGGGGAGAAGCCCUGCGGCAGAUCUUGGUCAAUCGAUACUAUGGAAAUGUCAAAACAGGUGUGAGGAGAGACAGUAUCACAACUUUCAACAAUAGUCCGCUCACUGCUGCAGCACCUGGGAAAACCCCUGUAGUUGUUAGCUCUGGGAUCGGGGGUCGAGGAGAUCUCAGUUUGGCAGAGGUACAGUGUCACCUUGACAGGGAAGGGGCUUCUGAUCUGGUUAUUGACCUCAUCAUGAACGCGACUACUGACCGCAUCUUCCAAGAAAGCAUAUUAUUGGCCAUUGCGCUGCUGGAGGGUGGUAACACCGUCAUCCAGCGUUCAUUCUACCAACGUUUAACGGGAGACAACAAGUCUGAGAAAUUCUUCAAGGUAUUUUAUGAGCGCAUGAAGCUGGCCCAGCAGGAAAUCAAAGCCACGGUGACGGUAAACACCAGCGACCUGGGCAGCAAAAAGAAAGAGGAGGAGCUAUCUGAUAAAGAUGCACCAGCACGCAAGAAAGUCAACGAUGUAGCCCUGGUGGCUGAAGUGACUGAAGAGGUGAAGGAGCAACUUAUAGAAGCCUCCGCUGUCACCAAGAAGGCCUUCAUGACCUAUCGACAGGAGGCUGAAUCUGAAGACCACCACACAGCCACAGAUUGUUCUCCUGGGCCUACAACUGACAAGGGUCAGGAGGAAGGUGAAAUGAGUGGCAUCAUCACAAUCAUGCAACCAAUCCUUCGUCUCAUGCAGCUGCUCUGUGAGAACCACAACAGGGAUCUCCAGAACUUUUUACGCAACCAGAAUAACAAGAACAACUAUAACCUGGUGUGUGAGACCCUGCAGUUCCUAGACUGUAUCUGUGGGAGCACAACAGGGGGACUAGGGCUCCUGGGACUCUACAUCAAUGAGAAAAAUGUAGGACUCAUUAACCAGACUGUGGAGAGCCUGACUGAGUACUGCCAAGGUCCCUGCCACGAGAACCAGAACUGCAUUGCCACUCAUGAGUGUAACGGUAUUGACAUCAUUAUCGCCCUCAUCCUCAACGACAUCAACCCUUUGGGCAAGAAGAGGAUGGACCUGGUGCUGGAACUCAAAAAUAAUGCUUCAAAGCUUCUUCUCGCAAUUAUGGAGAGUCGCCAUGACAAUGAGAAUGCUGAGAGGAUACUCUACAAUAUGAGGCCUAAAGAGCUGGUGGAAGUGAUCAAAAAGGCAUACAUGCAAGGAGAAAUAGAGGUGGAGGAACCACAAGAUGAUGGGAAUGGAGAGGAGGAGCACUGUGCCUCUCCACGCAAUGUUGGCCAUAAUAUUUAUAUCCUGGCACAUCAAUUGGCUCGUCACAACAAGGAGCUACAAGCGAUGCUGAAGCCAGGUGGGACCUAUGGAGAGGGUGAUGAGGCCCUGCAGUUCUAUGCCAAGCACACAGCUCAGAUUGAGAUUGUACGGCUGGACCGCACUAUGGAACAGAUAGUCUUUCCUGUACCAAACAUCUGUGAAUUCCUCACCCAAGAGUCCAAACUGCGUGUCUACUACACCACACAGCGGGAUGAGCAGGGCAGCAAAAUCAACGACUUCUUCCUGCGUUCUGAGGACCUCUUCAAUGAGAUGAAUUGGCAGAAGAAGCUGCGAGCCCAGCCCAUCCUUUACUGGUGCUCAAGGAACAUGUCUUUCUGGAGCAGCAUCUCCUUCAACCUGGCUGUGCUCAUGAACCUGCUGGUGGCCUUCUUCUUCCCACUGGAAGGAGCCCACAGAGGUACCCUGGAACCCCACCUGUCUGCACUGCUGUGGCUGGCCAUGCUUGUGUCUUUGGCUAUCGUCAUCAUUCUGCCUCAGCCUCAUGGGAUCCGGGCACUUAUCACAUCCACCAUCCUGCGCUUGAUCUUCUCUGUAGGCCUGGAACCCACACUGUUCUUGCUGGGAGCCUUCAAUUUAUGCAAUAAGGUGAUCUUCCUAAUGAGCUUUGUGGGGAACCGAGGAACAUUUACACGAGGCUACAUGGCAAUGAUCCUGGAUGUGGAAUUCCUCUAUCACCUCCUCUACCUAAUUAUCUGCACUCUAGGUGUAUUCGUCCACGUCUUCUUUUACAGCCUGCUUCUCUUUGAUCUGGUUUACCGAGAAGAGACUUUGCUGAACGUAAUAAAGAGUGUGACCCGCAAUGGACGCUCUAUUGUUUUGACCGCCGUGCUGGCUCUUAUCCUUGUCUACCUCUUCUCCAUUGUUGGAUACAUUUUCUUCAAGGAUGACUUCAUUUUGACUGUGGACAGGAUACCCAAUAAGACACUUGAGCAUGGACGCAGUAUUGUGGGCGAGUUAUUUGCUGGUCGAGUAUUUCAAAGAGAAAAUGUCGAGAACUGUUCAGAAGAAGUUGUAAUGGAUGCUGCUCUGCCUGUUCAGCCAUCAGCAGUGGUCAUUGAGGACAAGGAGCGAACAUGUGACUCUUUACUCAUGUGCAUCGUGACGGUGUUGAGCCACGGCCUGAGGAGUGGUGGAGGAGUCGGUGACGUCCUCCGUAAGCCAUCAAAGGAGGAGCCACUAUUUGCUGCCAGAGUGAUCUACGAUCUGCUGUUCUUCUUCAUGGUCAUCAUCAUUGUCCUCAACCUCAUCUUUGGUGUCAUUAUUGAUACGUUUGCUGACCUGAGGAGUGAAAAGCAGAAGAAAGAGGAAAUUCUGAAGACAACCUGUUUCAUUUGUGGCUUGGAGAGAGACAAGUUUGACAAUAAGACUGUUACCUUUGAAGAGCAUAUCAAAAUUGAGCACAACAUGUGGCACUACCUGUUCUUCAUUGUCCUGGUGAAGGUGAAGGAUUCAACGGAGUACACUGGCCCAGAGAGCUACGUGGCCGAAAUGAUCAGGGAGCACAAUCUGGACUGGUUUCCCCGGAUGCAGGCCAUGUCGCUGGUCAGCAGUGAUGCAGAUGGGGAACAGAAUGAGAUCAGAAAUCUUCAGGAGAAGCUGGAGUCCACCAUGAAGCUGGUUUCCAACCUGUCAGGCCAACUGACAGACCUCAAAGAACAGAUGACAGAGCAGAGGAAGCAGAAGCAACGAAUUGGGCUGCUAGGACAUCCUCAACACAUGAACAUCAACCCUCAGCAGCCUGCAUGAACUCUACCUGGAGGACUCCAUGCACAGUCUCUGAGCACUGUUUAAAGAUGUACCAUCAGUUGUCACAAGAUGUGUACCUUUGCUUCCUUUGUGUUCUGCUGAGUAAAGUUGUAAAU
Thalassophryne amazonica is the source of this 8583-nucleotide messenger RNA. RefSeq names its product inositol 1,4,5-trisphosphate receptor type 1-like. Gene Ontology annotation, cellular component: endoplasmic reticulum; membrane. The record is from RefSeq and is a predicted model, not a curated record. NCBI's taxonomy places the organism in Eukaryota, Metazoa, Chordata, Actinopteri, Batrachoidiformes, Batrachoididae. Gene Ontology annotation, molecular function: inositol 1,4,5-trisphosphate-gated calcium channel activity; inositol 1,4,5 trisphosphate binding. Gene Ontology annotation, biological process: calcium ion transmembrane transport. The transcript is spliced from 61 exons. The coding region runs from base 176 to 8467 and encodes 2763 amino acids.